GGGGUGAGGGGUUGGCUCCCGGUUGUCAGUGCUCCGCAGCUCCGGCUGGGACCGGGAGAUUCGGUCCUGCCUCUUAGCCCGCGAGGAUUAUAAUGCUCAUAACACUUUUGGAAAAUAAGGGAAAGUAAAAGAAGAAAAAUCAUACUAAUGCCUAUUCAGAACACUGCCUAGGAACGGUCUUCGAGACCUAAUUAAGAGCGAUUUCCUUGCUUUCUGUCCCUGUGUCUUUCAUAAGGGCUGCCAAGCACAAUGAAGGUUCUCUUAUUGAAGGAUGCCAAGGAUGAUGACAGUGGCCAGGAUCCAUAUAUCCAGGAACUGGGAUUGUACGGACUGGAAGCUACGCUAAUUCCUGUUCUGUCCUUUGAGUUUUUGUCUCUUCCCAGUUUGUCAGAAAAGCUGUCUCAUCCCGAAGGCUUUGGAGGACUCAUUUUCACCAGCCCCAGGGCAGUGGAAGCAGUGAAGCUGUGUUUGGAGAAGGACAAUAAAACUGAAGACUGGGAAAAGUCUCUGAAAAACAGAUGGAAUGCCAAGUCUGUGUAUGUAGUUGGAAGUGCCACUGCUUCUCUAGUGAAUAAAAUCGGCCUGGAUGCAGAAGGAGCACACAGUGGAAAUGCAGAGAAGCUUGCUGAAUAUAUUUGCUCCAGGCCAUCUUCAGAACUGCCUCUUCUCUUUCCCUGUGGAACUAUCAAAGGAGAUACUCUUCCAAAAAUGCUCAAGGACAAAGGGAUCCCCAUGGAAAGCAUGCAUGUCUAUCAGACAAUUCCACAUCCUGGAAUCCAAGGGAACCUGGAGAGCUACUAUGAAAGUCAGGGCAUCCCAGCCAGCAUCACAUUUUUCAGUCCCUCCGGCCUAAAAUACAGCCUGGAGUAUAUUCAGGCAUUAUCUGGUGGCAGCUUUGAUCAGAUCAAGUGACCACAUGGCCUGUGGGGUGACCAUCUGUGCACCGAGAGGUCACACAUCUGUCAGUGAGCAUAUGCCUGUGCCCAGCACUGAACACAUAAUUCGUUCACCCUGACCACCUCAUGUAAUCCCCCAGCAGCCCAGCGGACAGCCUGGUUAGAGAUAAGGAGGUGGGGGCAGAACCCUGGCCUUCCAGCUUAUGGCUGUUCUGUGUUCCUGGAGAUCCAGACCCACCUUGGCACCCCACACUCCCCAGAGCCCCUGGAAUUGAGGCAGAACUGUCUGCAGCUGGAGCCCCUGAGAAAAUGGUGCCUUCCCCAGGCUUUGUCCCCACACACCCAAUCCUAAGGCUAUGUGCACUUAGGGCAGGAGACUUGUACAGACUCUGAAGCCAGCUUCAGAUCAGGUGGCAGUGUUGUCUAUGUGAAACAUCCGUAGGAAUGACGUCCUAACGGAAAGUCUGUCCAGAUGACGCCCCGCACACAGCCCUUGCUGGGGUCCUGAGGCCGUGUCUCUUGUGUCUUGCCUCC
Messenger RNA from Peromyscus leucopus (white-footed mouse), 1430 nucleotides. RefSeq names its product uroporphyrinogen III synthase (gene Uros). The coding region runs from base 250 to 912 and encodes 220 amino acids. Gene Ontology annotation, biological process: uroporphyrinogen III biosynthetic process. Gene Ontology annotation, molecular function: uroporphyrinogen-III synthase activity. Lineage: Eukaryota; Metazoa; Chordata; Mammalia; Rodentia; Cricetidae. The record is from RefSeq and is a predicted model, not a curated record. The transcript has 11 exons.